Molecule: messenger RNA, 7504 nt
Organism: Eupeodes corollae
Lineage: Eukaryota; Metazoa; Arthropoda; Insecta; Diptera; Syrphidae
Exons: 6
Coding region: 138-7355 (2405 amino acids)
Biological process (GO): microtubule anchoring
Cellular component (GO): centrosome
Molecular function (GO): microtubule binding
Source: RefSeq, a predicted model, not a curated record
AUAUCCGUUGCUUGUUUUGUGUACUCACACAAGUUUUUUUAAAUUUUGUUUUAAUUUAAAUAAAUUCUUAUUUUGUUUUUAAAACAUUCUCUUUUUAUGGAUUAUUUUAUUUACAUAUAUUAAAUAUGUAAAAUAAAAUGUCUUCUGAGAAAAUGAUAAAACCACCAGCGUCUUGGAAGAAAGCCGCCAGCUCCUCCAGCGCCAGCACAUCAAUAAUUCCUCCCAUUGCCAUCACCACAGCCGCAGCUACUAAAAUCCGAAAUUGCAAUAACCAUGAAGAUGAAAAUUUAAAUGAAAAUGAAUUUCCUCCAUCAGCAAGAAGAAUUAUUCCAAAAUUAAGUUCAGGUGCGUCAACUGUUGCAGCGGCAGCCGCAAUACGAAGUCAUAGUCCCAGAAAGAUGCAAACCCAAACAGCUAAACUAGUUUACAAUCCAUCAAUGACUACGACAAAAUCUAAUCGAGGAGAUGAUGUGAAUGAAACUGAAAAGACUGUCAUAGCUUCGGCUGAAGUUGGGGAAUUCCAAAAGAAACGACUUGAUCGUGAUAGAGAAGUCAAAGAAAUCCAAGAAAUGCUCAAUGAAAUCACAAAGACCCCAACAAAGCCCAAGAAACCAAUUGAAGGAGAAACAUCUCCGCCAAAAGUUGUUGCUGUUGGAGUUGCGGCAAAAAAUUCCCCACCAAAACAGCCACCAGCGAAUACCAUCCAGAGAAGCAAGACUGAUACGAAUUUACGACGUCCUACCGCUCGAAAAAUUCAACCCAGACAAGAAUCUCAAGCAACGGCACGUUGUAAAUCAGCGCAUGUAGAAGAUAAAAGCAGUCCGCCGAAACUACGGCAGAAGGCCUAUAGUUCGGAGGAAGCUCAGCGUUAUAUGCAGGAACAGAAGAAGAAGCGGAGAUCAUUGCAAAUGGUAAUGCAAGGUCCACUUUCGAAGCAAGCAAUCGAUAAAGAUGAGAUCAAGAAGCGCUUGGAGAACCUCAGGCAGAAUACUCGUAAGAUUGUGGAUAAGAAUGUGAAGAUAGCCAAAAAGAAAGCCGGCGGCGGCGGCACAACAGAAGAUAAACCACCGCCGACGUUGGCGGUGCCUCGUCCAAGACAGGAAGACAUAAGAAACAGGUUGAAUAAGGAAAUGGAUGUUCCUUUGACGACCAAGGCAAUCGAAGCCUGGCCAGAGAGGGUAUUGAAACCACCAGCAUCAUCGCGUCGUAGCCAUGAGGAGUACGAUGUGGUAAGGAGUGAUGUUCCCAAUGACACAGAAAUACCUGUUAAAACCUCCAGAAUAGAAGCAUGGGCAGACAAAACUAGACUUGGUAAGUCGGUGAAGUCGCCUGGAAAAGAUAACCGCCAAGAUCCAAGUCCUUUGGUCGAGAACUGCAAAAAGAUUGGGCUUCUAAGGAAGCCUGAAUUCAAAGAUCACUCUUUCAGUGCUAUAAAAGACAUACAGAUGGACAAAGAGAAUCUUAUUGCAGAUAUCCACACUCCCCAGAUAUCAGGACUUCCGACGUCCAGACUAGUGGCCGAUGGAGAAAAACUUCUAUCAAAUGCCAUAACACCUCAAACCUUAGGACAACCUUCAAGUACGAGGCUCUCGAGUGGGGAGAGUGCCCGCCAACAGACAUCAUCAAUAAGCAGCUUCAAGAAUUCAGAGGGUCAAAAGUUAUCGGAAUCCAGUUUGUAUGGGGCCAGAAGUUUAAAGAGAAGAAGCUCUCCAGAGUUAGAUUUGCAAGUUCCUGAAGCUAAAUUGCGAUCAAGGACAUCGGUACGUGAAAAAUCAGUCCAAGCUGACAGCACCGCCUUAGGAUCUUCAAAAGGCGUGAAGAAAAAUGCAGACCUUCCAUACUGGUUGAAGCCAACUCUAGUUCAAGCGUAUCCCUAUAAUUUCAUUAUGGCAGUUCGUAAGAAGCUUGAAGCCAUAGCAAAUCCUCCAGCUGUGGCGUCGUCUUCCUCCUCAUCCAUGGAGCAGCGAGUGGCAAAGAAAACAGCCACAGAAACCCCUGUCUCCUAUCAAAAAGCCAGCAGGAGCAACAAUGUCAAACGGCGGAUCAUUGAUAUCGAAAAUGAUAGAUCCCUCGAGAAGUCAUCAUCGAAUAAGGAAAACAUUGGCACUCCAAGGCUUUCAAAAAGUUUCUCCGAAGUCACAUCGAAUUUCAGUUCAAUCUCAAUAAAGCUUCCAGCAUCGAAUCACACAAUCAGCAAUCAUAAAGGGGAGCCGCAGGAGCAGGAGGAAAUUGUCGACGAUGAUGCCACAACAGUCUCCAGUUCGAUAUUCUCGAGCCCAGAAAAGAAGAAGAAUUUCAAUGGAAGAUCGAAAAAUCACCAACCAGAAGCACUGAGUCCACUCUCGAUGGACAACAUUUCAAAUUUGCACAUCAAGUCGAAAUCAAUGAUGAGCAACAUUACUUUGGGACGAGGAGAUGACUUUGAAAACUAUUCAUCCCAGCGGAGUAGAAGUGGGAAAUCAGAUUCCAUAACGAAUAGAUCAGAUGCCAGUGUGGACUUCAGCCAACUUCUGGACGACUUCAAUCGCAGUUUGUCGCAAGUUAUCGAAGUCAAUCAGCAAUUGAAGACAACUUUGGUGAAAUCGCAAAUAUUCAGUCCAGAAAAGAAGGGUUCCUCCGUUUUGACAACCAAUCGGGUGGAACUGCCGGAAUAUGUGUCAGAUUUUGAGGAGUCAUCAAAUGCCGGUGAUCAGAAAUCAGCAUCCAUCAGGGAAGCCCAUGGAACUACUCAAUCGGGCAGUAGUAUCCAUGAGGUUCAGGAAUCCCCGAAACAAUCAUCAAGUGAAAUACAUACCCAGAAAUCAUCUUCUUCGGCUUCUUCUUCAAAUGAAGAAGUUCCAGAAGAAGAACAAGAUUCAUUAAAAAACUCUCAUUCCCGACGUUCGUCGAUAAAAUCGCCACUUACUCUGGGAACACAAACAUUCAUUGUGUCGUCAUCUGAGGAAAAAGCACAAAAUUCAACUCAAACUCAAACUAUUCACGAAGAAGCCAUCGAGGACUCACCGCAGAAGGAGAACAUGUCAGGAAAUCAGUAUUCCUUGGAUUCAUUGGAACAGGAGGAAGAGGAGACGGCGACAUCGCAGCAUGAGGAAUAUAUCAAGAGUCAUAUAAACACUACGCGUGGAGAAUAUGAACCAAUGGAAUUAUUAUCAGCCGGUCCACCACCGCCAAGUUAUAAAGUCUCCUCGGAAUCUCAAGCCCGCUCCUCACCGAAUUUCAUAAAUAACUCCUCAAUGGACAGUGAAUUUGUUCGAAUAUUCAACAAGUCGGAUAUGGAGAUAUCUGUUCUGUCCAUGAAUAGGAGUUUAUCGGAAUCCACAGUUAAUUACUCAAGCAUUGGAAUGUAUGAAAAACUUAUUCAAAAUGAAACGAAUAAGUCGGAACAUUUGGCGGCUUUGCUUAAAAUGCGAGAGAAAGCGUUAAUCGAUCGGACUAAGGGUCAAAUAGCUUGGUUAGAGGUGCAGAAGGAACGGUACAAGUCGAAGGGUUUGAUUUUGCAGAUAUCUGCCGUGAAGAAGAAACAAAGAGGAAUUCUUUUGAAAAUGGAAAAGGAGAGGGAGGAAAUCAAAAAACUGCUGCAGCGAGCGAAAGUUCAGCGAGACGACAACAAACUACGAAUCCCAGAAAUUCGUCCCUUCUCGGAUGUGAGUUUGUUGCAACAGCGUCGUUCAGGACUCCAGGUAUCAUCGACCUCACAACAAAAACAGCAGCAGCAGCAUCAUCGUCAUCAACAACAACAACACCACAAUCACAGUAGUGCUCGAUCGAAGUCCUCCUCGUCGGCCAUUGUGAGAGGCUACGAAUUAGAGACGAGUCGUAGUUUGGAGCAAUUGUUGCAGAAACGGGAAGAGGAUCUGCGCCGGAGGCGAGAGCAUGUAGAACGACUGAUGGAAUGGCAUCGUCGUUUAGAUCAGGAGGAGGCCGAAGUUCUUCAGCUUGAAAGAGUUUUACUCGACUAUAAUAAUGUACAUGUCCAGCAGCAGCAACAACAACAGCACCAGCAACAAAAUGAUAUUGUCGCUGUCCAGGAGAGAAAUCCCAACCAAACCAAAAUGGAAAAGAAGCUCAAGGACAUCGAUCGAAGUCUGCGAGAGUUGAGUAGCAUUUCCGGAGCCGAUGGUGGGAGUACAGAUGCUGGUGUGAGAGUGGGUUCUGGGGGAGAAUUUGUUCGUACAAGUGGCACAAAAUUAAAUAAGCUCUGGCGUCGCCUAACAAGUCAACGAAUCGAGAAAUUCCAACCCAAUAAGCGAUACAAAUUGUGCAAAGCCGAUGUGGAACAACUCUACGAAGACGCCAAAUUGGCGGUGUUGCAUGAUUUCGGAGAGAAUGCCAACCAAAUGCAAGUAUUCCUGAGCCAAGCGUCAAUUAUCAGUACUACCCCACAGCCAUCUAUAAAUCACAGCAUGGAAAUACCACAAUUGAAUUUGAAUUUCAGUUCGGACGGUCAAUCUUGUGAAGAGGAGGAUGUGAUGAUGCAUGGCAACUAUAGUCCGAGUGCAGCUGAGGAGGAGGAGGGAGGGAGAUUAGCCAUGCCAUCGACAUCUAGUCAAGAUGGUCUAUCUGAUGAUUCCAGUUUGAGAAGGAAAACAACAACAAGUCGUAAUUCUUGUUCUUCUUCGUCGUCUGCUAAGCAAUCCAAAUCCUUAUCCGGAGAGCGUCAUAAUGCGAAUGGUCAAAACAACAGAUUAGGAAGUUUUCCAGAAGUCGAAGAGUCAACUCUAUCGAAAGAAGGACUUCAGAAACUCUCGUCAGAUGCGAAUUCCAAAUCGAAAUUUAGUCAAAGUCCAAGUGUUUCGGGAAUUUCCAUUAACUAUGUCUUGAGUUCUAAGAACGAUCCAAGUGAUCUUAGAGUCACAGAAACCGAUCCAACAAAGGACAGCAGCGAUAAAUCCAAGACCGAAAGUCUGCCUAAAAUUGAUUCCAAUUCAAAAUCAAAAACAGAUGAUGACAUAGUCGACGCAAAGAGCAGCGGGUCGUUAUCCAGAAGCAACGAGAGAGGUGGCAUCUCUAAAGAAAUCGAAACAGAAGGAAGUCAUAGAAAAACUUCUCAAAUAAAGAGUGACUCUGUCUUGACGCGAAAUGACUCAAAUACGCUUGGAAAUACAUCAAAAACUAUUGAAAGUAUCGGAGACUUAGCAAACUCAAACAGUUCGGCCAAAAGUACAUCCCAUUCUUUAUCAGAUUUUACUAAAGGUAGUGCUCAAGAAAUUAGUGUUUUUGACAUCUCAAAAAAUGCUCAACUAAGUUCUGAAAUUGGAACAAACAAGUCGAGUUCCAGUGGCAGGAUAAAAACAAUGGAAAGUGAUAGCACUCAAAUGAACUUGCCUAAAAGUAGUUCAUCAGAAAUUAUCAGAACUGCGAGUCAUCAGAUAAAUUCCACUUCUCAAAGUGUAUCGGAAUUAAUUUCAAAUAUUUCCAAGAACUCAUCAGAAAACGUGCGUGAAAUCAUAGAAAAUGUAUCAAAUCUUAAAACUCCAAUUGAGAGUCUAAAAACAACUAAUUCUAGUUCAAUUAAAAGUCAAACUUUAACAAACGCCUCCUCCCUUCCAAGUUCUUCAAUGAAAUAUGAUUCGCUGCCCUCGGAUUUCGAAGUCAAAAUCGAAGAAAACCCGAGUGAAAAUAAAAGUUCACCAAAAACACAAACAGAAAGUAGUAAAAUCCUUACAGAAACCUCAAGAAAUUAUGAGGUUAUUCGAAGCACUGCACCUAAACCAGCAAAAUCAUCUUCUGAAGAAUGUGCCACAGUCUCAAUACUGAAAUCCCUCUUGAACAGUACCUACAAUAAUAGUUCUAUUAUUUUCGCUUCAAACCAAGUCAGUGACAUUGAAGCUCAACUCCGAACGAAUGGUCACGAUUGGACAACGAAUAACCCAAGCCAAGCAAAGCAAGAAGACAAAGAAGAUUCCCCCCUUCGAACAGAAUCAUUAACUUAUCCACCCGAUGAAACCACUUUAAGAAGUAUUAAAUCCAUUGAUGACAAUAGUACAAAUUCAAAACAUUCAACAGAUCCAAUUUCAAAUCAAAAUCCAAUAAAUCAAAUCUCAGAUCAAGAAGAAGAAAAACAAGAAGUAGAAGAAGAUGUUCAUAGCAAGAACCACCAACACCACCACGAAUCGUACUCAUCUGCAUUUGAAGAUUCAGUCAGUUCCAAUUCAAAUUCGAAUUCAAAUCAAAUACGCUCGAGCGUAAUAAUGAGUAUUAAAACGCCUCCAUUUCAGGUCGAUAUUGAGUCUGAACCACUUACGAAUGCAUUUUACGAAUCCGACUUCACGGAAGGCGAAGAAACCAAUAUUGAUGAUUUAUCUUUGCCGAAAUUCGAAACAACUGCCGAGGAAGAGGAGCACCAGCAAUUUGGUGAAUCUCCAUCCAAGUCACAGUCAGUUUCAGCGUCAGCGUCGGAGAAUGCUUCCGAUUUUGAGAAACGUCUAAUAAACCUCGAUGUAAGUCUCAAGGACUUAGAUGCAACUUUUGAGAAGGCGCUUAGUCCUGAAAAGGCACUUAGUCCACCUCGUGACGAUGACAGCAAGAGAAAUCUAAAUCAACAACAGAACGAUAAUGCCCUGAUGCCGGACAUUAUAAGCGAAGUUGAACUACGACGUCGUCAUCAAGCUAUGCUUGAAAAUGAGUUAAAGCAAUUUGAACACGCUGUGCCUUAUAUGUACGUCCGGGAGAUACCGAACAAGCCACCGCCUCCAUAUGUACCUCCUGCCCAUGGCAGUCCUAUGACAACAAUAUUCCCAUCCGAAGAACGAAUCAAAGAUAUCACCUUUCGACGCACCAAGGAGUUAUAUUGUGAGAUUCUUAAUAUAGAUACAAAAGAUGACCUUGGAAAGAAACCACCCUCAGUGCUGGACGAGAAUAUAACAAACAUUUACGAGAGAAUAAUUUUAGAUAUCUGCAAAGAAUAUCUAACCGAAUACAAACCAAUUCUAACCUCAGCCGAUCCAAAUAAUUUCCAUAGUUCCUUGGCCUUCUUCAAUCCGCCCGAUCGUCUAAAAUGCAUGCAAGAAUUUAUUUACAAAGAAGUGAGAAAAAACCUGGCCAUGGAUAAGAAUCAACCAGAAAAAAGUCAAUUAUAUUCGGUCUAUGGACAUCGGGGAAAACGGGAUCAUGUGGGAGAGAUAAUCUUCCAGGAGAUGUUUGAAGAGGAUAAUAUUUGGAGUAAUUUUUAUGUCGAAGAAGAAGAAGUUCUGGAAUUGAUUAUAGAUGAGAUUGUGAAUGGUGAGGUGAGAGAUAUUUGCAUGGCAGUGUUGGAGGAGAAUGAAGUCGGAAGGGAGGGUUCGAUUACACCAACUCCAACUUUAAAUUCAACGGCAGAUGAAAGCGCGGAAAUGUGUUGUAAUAAUAGUACUUAAAUGUUUUUAUUAUUAUUUUUUUUUAUAAUUUUCUAUGUUAACUUAUGAAUUAGUUUGCGUUUUUUUUUAAAUUAUUAGUUUAAGUUUGUUUUUGAAUUUUAAGAAUCUUUUCCAUGAUUUUUUAUUGGAAAUACAAGUCAAAAAUGAAA